Messenger RNA from Mizuhopecten yessoensis (Yesso scallop), 2366 nucleotides. Its product is annotated as hemicentin-1-like. The transcript has 13 exons. NCBI's taxonomy places the organism in Eukaryota, Metazoa, Mollusca, Bivalvia, Pectinida, Pectinidae. The record is from RefSeq and is a predicted model, not a curated record. Bases 1 to 1779 code for a protein of 592 amino acids.
AUGACAGUACCUAACUCGAAAGUGAACGGAGGUAUUGGACAUUGGGGUGAGUGGCGUCCCUGCUCCGUGUCGUGUGGAAUGGGCACGCAAGUCAGGUACAGAAGAUGCAGCAAUCCACUUCCACUUGAUGGAGGCACAAUUUGUACUGAAGAUCGUAAGAAUGAACGUGAUUGCCCAUUUUCAUCAUGCCCAGUGGACGGUGGAUGGGGAUCCUGGAAUUCCUGGACAAACUGUUCAAAUACUUGUGGAGGUGGAACGAAAUCACGCACGCGGAGUUGUGAUAGUCCAGCACCGAGUCAUGGGGGUGACUACUGUGUUGGUGACUAUAGCGACACCUCUAGCUGUAAUACUAUCAUUUGCCAAGCGAAAAGUGAAUGGGAAUCAUGGCUAACUUGGAGCGCAUGUUCAGUCAUCAAUAACAAUGCAAUGCGAACAAGAUGCCGGAAAUGCAACGAUACUACUCCUCAAUAUGACAGCUCUUCCUGUUUUGGGAGUCAUCUGGAAUCGGAUCAAUGCACGAUAUCAACUGGUCGGGACAGAAGAAGGUGUAGAUGUAGGUGCUCAAAGCUGGGUGCUAUAACAAAUAUCAGUGCCGUCGAAUUAGGGGAAAUGAUGGAAAAGACGAAAAAGGAACUCACAGUGGACAAAAAGCAAACUGCAAGUAAGGCGAUCCUUUCUGAAGCUCAGGCCAAGACAUUUCUUCGGCCACAACGACGAAGCAAGCGUUCUGCAUACGAAGAAUGCCGGGAAGGGUGCUAUCUUUUGGAACUUUUGGAAUUUGGUGAUUUAGAGAAAAUGAAAGAAUUUAUGAAGAAUUUUAAGUGUUCAAGUAUUCCAUGCAAUGGCUACUGUACAAAUACCAACGAUGACUACUUACACAUCGACAGACUCAAUGUUGUUUGUAUCGUUGACGGUUCCUGGGGGUCCUGGAGUGGUUGGGGGACGUGUUCGGUAUCCUGUGGAGGUGGGGUUCAGAUCAGGGGCCGGUCAUGUGAUAGUCCAUCACCACAAAAUGGAGGUUCGUCCUGUACCGGAACCAGCAGCCAAAACCUUGAGUGUGGUGCGACACCGUGUCCAGUCGAUGGUAUGUGGUGCCCAUGGAGCUCGUGGAGUGACUGUUCAGUAACCUGUGAACUCGGAUCGAUGCACAGGACUCGGCUGUGUGAUAACCCAGCACCAGAUCAUGGUGGUCUGCCAUGUACCGGAACGAAGAUUAGCACGGCCGCGUGCAAACUUCCACCUUGUCCCGUGGAUGGAGCAUGGUCGUCAUGGCGAACCUGGAGCGCAUGCGCUGUUGUUAACAAUGAUGUCAUCCGGUCAAGAUGUCGGAAGUGCACGAAUCCAAUCCCACAAUAUGGGGGAGCAUUUUGUCCCUACAAAUCACUGGACUCCGAGGAAUGUCCACUUUCACCAGAUACCUUCAAGCCUAAAUGCAGGUGUCGACAAGCUCGUAUGCCAGUGGUUAAAAACAUCAGUGUGACUGAGUUAGUAGCCAUCAUAGACCAACUGAAAGAGGAAUUGACAGUCGACAAAACCCAAACAUCCACGGCUGUUAGGAAGAAAAUGUCUGCUCCAGAUUCUCGGAAGUCCUCGGCGGUCAUAGGAGCUCUACUGGGUAUUGUUAUGUUGGCUAUACCCAUCCUCUUCAUUUGUGCCAUCGACUUGGUGAACGUCUACCAAUAUUUUACUGGUAGAUAUAGGAUUUGGCCAUCACCGAGAGGACAACUUCAACACACCACUACUCCAACUCGCCCUCUGAUCAUGAAUUGGAAGAUUUAAUCAUCAAGUGGUUCAAUACUGGAUAUUAUUAUACUGGGCACUCUUAGGAUGUUCUCCUUAAAUACCGGUAUUGUGGAUGAUGCCAUUCCGUUCUAUAUAAAAUGUAGAGAACAUAAGUUUGAAUUCCGAUGUUGAACUGGAGUCUUUAAAUAUGACUUAUCAAUAGGUUGACAUUAAGGGUGGCAAUACCAUUUUUAAAGGGCUUGUCGGACCAUCAGUGUGAAAUGUUUAACCUACUAUCAAUGUGUAGAGGAACUGGACUUGGCCAAUCGGCAAUGAUCACUUACAAAAAUAUACAUCUUGAUUUUGGAUGUUCCGGUUUAAAUUCCGGUUGCAUUUUCUUUACAUAUGUUGACAACCUUCGCCCGUGCUAUGCACCCAAGAAACAUCACCCAGACAUUUACAAAAGUGUUUAUCAAGAAACCAAGAAUGUGUUAUAUCUAUUUUAUCAAGUUCAUAUUAACAUGUACAUAUAUUUACAUGUACCUGCGCACCUUUGUCAAUUACGUCUUAAGUAUGUGUACUCCAUUUAUGACGUCACAAAUAAAUUUUAAUCGCCUGAAGAGCCCCAAGAUGGGCGAAAGCGC